AUGUCUGAGGGUGCAUCAAGUGAUAAGGAUUUUUCCGAUACAGCUACUACAGUCGCGACCGAGGAAGAGCCCACUCGCCAUAUCGAUGCUACGGCACUGAAGGUGACCUAUAAUCCAGUACGGUCUUCUCUACCUCUUCUGAGCUCUCUCAAGUGGGGUGAGACUUUCACUGAUCAUAUGUUGACUAUUGACUAUGAUGCUGAUAAUGGUUGGCAUGAUGUAAGAGCCUACUUCUAA
Molecule: messenger RNA, 237 nt
Organism: Perkinsus marinus ATCC 50983
Lineage: Eukaryota; Perkinsozoa; Perkinsida; Perkinsidae
Exons: 2
Coding region: 1-237 (78 amino acids)
Source: RefSeq, a predicted model, not a curated record